Messenger RNA from Durotheca rogersii, 5146 nucleotides. RefSeq lists its product as uncharacterized. The transcript is spliced from 5 exons. The record is from RefSeq and is a predicted model, not a curated record. Gene Ontology annotation, molecular function: ADP binding. The coding region runs from base 219 to 4886 and encodes 1555 amino acids. Lineage: Eukaryota; Fungi; Ascomycota; Sordariomycetes; Xylariales; Xylariaceae.
UCUCUUCGAUGCCGCCGAAUUAACCUCCUUCGCGUACCCACGCCUCCCGUCACGCGCGUCACCGUCCGCAGCAGCACCCUAGACACUGCUUAUAAGAAGAGAGGCACACACCUCUCCCCCGCUGCCCUUCUGCUUACCCCCCCUUCCUUUUCGAUAAAUGUUAAUAAAAGCCAAUAGACUCGGCCAGACUAUUCCCGUCUCGCCCCGAGAGAGGAAGCAUGGGCUCGAUCAACAAGCAAAUCUCGCGGUACGAGACGACGGCAGUUUACACCCACCCCGAUGCGAAGGUCGACAUCGUCCUCGUCCACGGCCUGAACGGAGAUCCCCACAAGACGUGGGCCUCCAAGAAUGGCGUCUUCUGGCCCACCGACCUGCUCCCCGCGUCUCUGAGGGAUGCCCGUGCGAACAUACUCGUGUAUGGAUACAACGCCGACGUAUACUCGAAGAGGCAUGGGUCGAGCCCGAGCGACAACUUCAUAUACAUGCACGCCCAGACCUUGGUGACGUCGCUCACCCACUACCGCAAGGACGAGAUGUCGUCGCGCAACCCGAUUCUCUGGGUGUGCCACAGCCUCGGCGGCAUUCUCGUCAAGCGCGCUCUGCUGUACUCCAACGACCUGACGGCUUCGCAGCACGAGGACUACCGGUCGCUGUACGUCUCCACGUACGGCAUCAUCUUCCUCGGCACGCCGCAUACCGGCUCUAGUAUGGCAGCCUGGGGCACGACGCUGCAGGCCAUGUCCGAUGCUGUCGUCCCCAGGACGCUCUUCCGGUCGGAAUCGGUCUUGCUCAAGACGCUGAAGCGGGACAACGAAACGCUGCAGAAUAUCAACGUCCACUUCCUGGAUAUAUAUCAGCGGUUCAAGAUACUCAUGGCGCACGAGAACCACGAGACAGACCUGAGGGGGACGAAAAUGCUCAUAGUCGAUGCCCACUCGGCCAGCCCCCAUCUGCCGGGUGUCACGUAUUACGCCGUCGAAGCCACGCAUUCGGCCAUGUGCAAGUUCGAUAGCAGAAACGCGCCGGGCUACCGGACCAUCAGCACCGCUCUCAGGGAAUGGGUCUUCGACUCGCCGGACGUCAUCGCUACUCGGUGGAGGAUAGAGGAGGACGAGAAGUUGGCGAGGGCGAGGCAUGAGAUCGAGGAGAGAAUGAAACCAUGGCUCGAUUCGCAGCGCUUCCAGGAGAUGGGCCCCCGAUCCACUCCGCAGCAGCAGCAGCAUCAUCAUCAUCAUAAUGAGACUACAUUACCACCGUCCCGUGACGUCCCGAAGAUCGACCACCCAUCUAGACCUCUCCUUACCGGCCCGGUGUCACCCAACCAGCCGUCGGAAGAUGAGUAUUUUCCAUCGCAGCAGUCCAAGUCCGAGGAUGAUUCGCCGGAACCCAUAUUUGUGAAACCGACGAUAUUUCGACCCAACACGUAUUUUAUAGGCCGUGACCCGGAGCUAAAGGCGUUGCACAGAAUGCUCACGGACCGUAAGAGAAGGUCCGAGGGAACAUCCUCUGUGCUGAUUCAAAGCAUGCCCGGCGGGGGCAAGACCCAUUUGGCACGGCAAUACGUGUUCCGGCAUCGGUACGAUUAUCCUGGCGGUAUCUUCUGGAUCAUGGCGAGCUCCCUGUGGGAAUUGAAUUUAGGAUACUGGGACAUCGCGAAGACUGUGGGUCUCAGCGAGGUACGACAGCUAGAUCAGAGCGGACUCGACGAUACCGGCAAAAUGGUAGCGGCCGUCCGGGACUGGCUGAGCAGCAACGAGAACUGGCUACUCAUCUUCGACGGUAUCCAAUUCGACCUCCCCGACUUAAAACUAUACAUCCCGUUUGCCAGGAACACGAGCAUAAUCUACACGUCGACGGAGCGAACACCGAGCGAGGAGUACCAAUUUGACAAUCCCCAGGUCCUCGCCCUAAACCCGCUCACAAAACAAGAGGCUCGAGAGCUGCUCUUCGACGAGAUGGGGAAGAAGAAACCAUACACGCAGGACGACCUAAAGCGCGCCGAGGAGCUCGUGCAACUGAUGGACCGCUUACCCAUCAUGAUUCACGCCGCGGCACAGCAUCUGAAAGCCACGAGGGAACCCUUGGCGAAGUAUCUGAGGUCGUAUCGAAGUCGUCCGAAGGCAAACAACUUGGAGGCGUAUCGGAGGGUACGCAAGCAGCUCGAGUACAGAGGCGCCAGUGCUGCAUUGAACCUGAUGGCCCUGCUGUCCUUUCUCGGCACUCACAUCCCAGUCGAGAUGAUAGUAAUCGGAACAAGAGGUCUGGAUAAAAGGACGCCCGUUAAAUCUGCAGACCCCGAGACCCGGCGUGGUUCGUUAAACAUCACAUUCAAGAUACUUAUCUCCUUCGCCCUCAUCGAAAGAAACGAGAACAGCGAGAUUGCUUCUGCCAGCUCGCACAGCACUCGUAGCGUCGACAUGGGCCAAGACAGCUUGGACGUUCUCAGAAUCCACGGAAUUGUUCAGGCCUUCUUUAUCGAUACCCUUGUCGAAGAGAGACAGGCCGGAUUUUGGUUGGAGAGGGCAAUCUGCGUCUUCUGUCGAGCUUUUGAUGUGAGCGACCGCCGAGUCGACGAAGACCGUCAGACGGGAAUACCGGAGGACUUCCGGAGAUUUCUCAUCCACGGCGAGCGGCUACUAGUUCAUAUCAAUCGUUUCGAAAAAAGACACCCGGAUCUUUCUGAGGGUCGAGAGCAGGUAGAAUCGCGUCUAUGUCUCGCUAGGAAACGCAUCGAACAGCUCACCAAGCGGGUUAGAGAAUCCACCAACCAGGAUUCCGCGGAGCCGAUCAUCUCUGUCUUCGAACGCACCAAUAGUCUGUCGGAGAGGGACUCCUCGACGCCGCCGAGCAACAGCAGUAUCAACGAGUCUUAUCAUCUAUACGACGAAAGCUCGCCGCUGGAAUCGCCUGGCAUCUACAGCCCUACAGAUCACAACCCCUACCAUUGGCACGUCAGCUACCCUAACCUAGCAGUGGCUUAUGACGAUGAAGAUCUCUCCAGGACGGUCACUCCGCAACCGGAAGGAACGGAAAUCUUCGAGUCGAUGUCUAUGCCAGACGAUGACGAAGUCACCCGCAACGUGUUUGGGCCCAAUCAUCGGACCAUCAAGAGACAUGCCGAGCGACGUUACCGCGAUCGCGCAGGUUCUUGGCGAGCCUCGGCGCAAAUGCUUAGUGAUCCACGAAUCAGCAUUAGUCGUGAGAUGGUAAAGGGCAUCAUUAAUCCGUCGGCGACCCCACAAGCCCCUAGGCUGCGCUCUGCCACCGAUAGCGCUGUAUCAGACACUACCGAAGCGCAGGCAACCCUCAACCGGAUUACGAAGGUGCCUCCCUCGUCGGGACAGAAGGAAGAGACUGGGGACGCCGAAUCUGCCAGCGCUAGCUCCCCAAGUACACGCCCCAAGUUCAUAGCCGGAAGGCCAUCUUACGCCGAUGCCAAGACUGAGGCUGCCGUCGGGGAUCACUCCGUAUCUCCAACGUUCUCUAGUCCAGUGCGGCCAAGUCACUCUGCCCCGAAUGUUGUGAGAAUUAGGGAACAGGAACGAUCUGUAUCACUAGACGGCCUCGCGCCCGUCAAGAUCUCUAGCCCUCUAGCAGGAUCUCCACUCACCCCAACAUCGAUACCAUCCCCGAUCCUAACGCGGCAGCAACAGCCCCAGCUAGAAGGUGAUAGGAGCGAGCUCAUGCCCAGGCCACCUUUGAGGUCCUCGUCUAGACCUCCAUCAACCUCGCCCUCGAGACAACCCGCGAGGCAACAUUCCCGGCCGUCUUUGAAAUCGGCGUCGCGAUCUGCUAGAUCUAGCCCAUCACACGCUGCUGGCCCUUUCCCGCCGCCGCCACCACCCAUCCCGGUCGAGGUCAACUCCACUAGCAGCCUGCGUUCCGCGGCCGUCUCCAGUUCCCACCAUUGGGACCAUCAUCGAUUCGCUCAACCAUCAGCGGACGAAGACGGCGGGUAUCAACAUCUGGCCCACUCCCUCCCUUCAGUACGAUCCUAUCCCAACCUUCCGUAUCCACACACGGCACACAAUCCACCCGAAGGUUCCCCCCCAGUGGAUCAUCCGCCACCGUGGGCUGCAUCUUCCGUGACUCCCAAUUUACACCCACAGGGCUACUCUAGCCAGCCAAUGUCGCGGGACCCCAGCCACCAGUCCAGCCACAGCUAUGGCUCGAACCAUUCCUUACCCCACACCGGCUCGCCGCUGGCUCGCAGCUCGUCGUCACCCGGAUCGCAGGCCAUGAAGCAGCCGCGCUCGCGCCGCCCGAGCAUCGUUGAGACAGAACCUAGUCCCCGGCUUAGCGGCAUCGACCUCGAUACGGUGGUGACAAGCUACUCCCUGUACAACGAGACCGCUCGCGGCAGGAGACGCGUCGCGACGGGAGGUUUGUCCCGCUCUCCGAACAUGCCAGGGCUGCUGUCACGAUUUAAACCGCAGAGGAGAGGAGGCGGCGAUAUUCGCCGCAACAGGUCCGCUAGUGGCCGACUAAGCAGUCUCGGUACUGCGUCGGGCGGGGCCAACCCUAACGCAAAUGUUCCUAAGGGUGCCGAACCCAUGAUGCGCUCCGGUUCGGGCGGGCUUCGACUCUCGGAUGGUACGGUUGUCGAAUUCGGGGCUGUGCCGUCGCGGAUAGGCUCACCGUCACCCAGCAUAGUACGGACCAGCUCCCCAGGUCCCAUCGUAGUCGGCAGCAGCAGUGAUGCCAAGACCAAUCCAAACCCGCCUCUUUCCGCCAGGAUGAGCCCUCAACUGGCUUCCGCCUCUACGUCUCGGCCGCGGAGCCUCCGGCGCCGCGGUAACGAGAGCAUAAACAGCAGGAAGACGUCGCCUGCGGCCGACGACCCAACCGUCGGACUAGGCAUUCAGUACCAAGAUCGACCCUCAUAAGUUUUUUUUCCCUCCACAUGUACAUUGGCUACUUCCCCUUGGAUCCCAUCAAAUAUCCCACCUCUGUCUUCUCACUCCAUCGUCGCGUAGACCUCUCUGUAGAGGUUUACGCACCCACGCAUACGUGGGCAUACAUGUACAUACAUAGGCAUUCGAAUUCGCAUACACAUUGUUUUUUUCCCUCACUGUUUCGUGUGCCGACAACGACCAUGCAUUUCCGGACCCGGUGGGGGGGAAAAAAUAGAAGAAAACGGGAACUC